Molecule: messenger RNA, 1736 nt
Organism: Hypoxylon fragiforme
Lineage: Eukaryota; Fungi; Ascomycota; Sordariomycetes; Xylariales; Hypoxylaceae
Product: ketoreductase
Exons: 6
Coding region: 561-1619 (352 amino acids)
Molecular function (GO): oxidoreductase activity, acting on the CH-OH group of donors, NAD or NADP as acceptor
Source: RefSeq, a predicted model, not a curated record
GUGCAGUACUAGGUGCCUAGUAGGCUACGAAGCACAGACACGUUAGCCAAAGUUCGAGAACAAGUCGAAGAUGUAUGUUUCGGAAGGGGUAAAAUGAGCCGUCGUGGUAUAAAUAUAUUCACGACAUAGCUGAAACAAUCAAUUCAGUAAAAAGUCCCUCAGACGGCGCUUCCCGGCUUAUCCCACGUUGCGCGUUUCCAGGCACGACUGCACCUCCAAUGCGGUGCUGCAUAUUAUGUAGUCGCCGCAUUAGCGAGUGCGGUGUGACGCCUACUAGUAACGCCUCGCUCAUGCGCUCGUGCGUUGUUAAACAUGUGUGCCAUGUGUGGUGUGUCGCCCUCAUCGGCCUCAGGUUGGGGUAGUUGCGUAGGUGUAUCGGAACACCGACGGUUGUUUUUUUCCUUUUUUUGGUGGGUGGGAGGAUGGGGAUGGGAGGACGGCAGGAAUGGCGUCCGUCCAAAAGGUAUCCCCAGAUCUCGCGUAAGAUUCUUUAGAGAAGAACUACUUUCUUUUUGCAAUUGAGGCACGAUCUUAAUAAGUAUAAGGCCAACUUAAUAAAGAUGGGAAGUUAUACUGGCGCGUCGAAGGGAAAAGUCCUGGUAACAGGAGGGAGCGGGUUUAUUGCGUCACAUAUCAUCGACUCACUGUUAGAUUAUGGAUUUGAAGUUAUUACGACAGCAAGAUCAGAAGAGAAGGGCCGGAGAAUAAUAGAAUCUGCCAAGCCCGCUCAGCAGUCCAACAUUUCCUUCGCUAUCGUAGAGGACGUUGCCAAAGAGGGUGCUUUCGAUACUCUCUUAACCAGCGACCCUACCAUCGACUAUGUAAUCCACACAGCAUCGCCAUAUCACCUCGACGUGCAAGACCCCAUCAAGGAGUUCCUGGAUCCCGCCAUAAAGGGGACGAUAGGGCUGCUCCAGUCCAUCAAGACUUACGCCCCCAAUGUGAAGCGCGUCGUGAUCACGUCGUCCAGCGCCGCCAUCAUCAACCCCCUAAACCACGCCAAGGUCUACGACGAGACGUGCUGGGCGCCCUGGACGUGGGAGGAUGCGCAGGACCCCUCGCGGGCGUACGUAGUCAGCAAGACCCUCUCCGAAAAAGGCGCCUGGACCUUCAUGGCCACCCAGCACCCCCCCUUCUCCCUCGUCGUCAUAAACUGCACCUUCACCUUCGGGCCCCUGCAGCGCCGCCUCCCCAGCCUCUCGUCCAUGAACACAUCCAACCACCGGAUCCGGGACAUCGUGCUCGGCCGCUACGCCUCCGGCCUGCCCCCCACCCAGCCCCCCGUCUUCACCUUCGUCGACGUGCGGGACGUCGCGCUCUCGCACCUGCGCGCGCUGACCGUCCCCGAGGCGGCCGGGAAGCGCUUCUACGUCGUGGGCGGCCAUCUGAGCAACCAGCGGAUCGCGGACGUGGUGAGGAGCGCGCAUCCGGAGCUGGCGUUGCUGCCGCCGGCGGACGGGGAGGACGAUUUCCCGACGGAGGAGAAUGGGGGGAAGGGGUUUAUGUUUGACAAUAGCAGGAGCAGGGAGGUGCUGGGGUUGGAGUAUAUUGGGCUCGAGAAGUGUGUGCUGGAUACGGUGGAGUCGAUACUGAGGAUGAAGGAGGAGGGGCUGAGCUAGGUGUUUAAGUCACCUAGGUCGGUAAAGUAAGUGCAUACCCCCUAUCUCUGGAUAGGGGUAGAGGUAGGCUGGGUACUUAACGACUUGGAAGGUAGAGAUCGGAAAUCCGUAUACGAA